UCAGAUUGGUUUAGUUAUGACCGGGGCCGAAGAAAUAAGUUGCGAGAAAUUCUUCGGAGGGUUGCAGAAAAAGUAUACCGUGUUCAGCAAAGAGCUGUCCUUGAAAACUGAGAUAAAUUUUUACUUGCCACCUAAAGCAGUUGCAGGCGGAAAAUGCCCAGUCAUAUACUACAUAAGCGGAAUGACAUGCGAUGUCGAUAUUCAUGUGCAGAGGGCGGGAUACCAGAGAUAUGCUUCGGAACUGAAUCUAAUCAUAGUCAGUCCCGAUACGAGUCCAAGAGGGGCGGGAGUGGAUGGAGAGGAGGGCGAGAGGAAUCUGGGAACGGGCGCUGGGUUUUACUUGGACGCCACUGAAGAGAAGUGGAAGAAACACUACAGAAUGUAUUCAUACGUUGUCGAGGAGUUGCCCGAGAUAGUGAAAGCGGCUAUUCCACAGGCUGACCUCGACAAAGUAGGCAUCAUUGGACACAGUAUGGGAGGCCAUGGAGCACUCUCUAUUUAUUUGAAAAACCCCGACAAAUACAAAAGUUGUUCAGUACUAGCUCCAAUAUUGAACCCAAUCAACUCCCCACUUUGUCAGAAGCCAUUCACGAGCUACCUUGGAUCCGACAAAAGCACAUGGGGACAAUACGACUGCUCGGAGAUUCUGAAAAACAUCUCUGAAGAAUCUUUUAAAUUGCUGCGGCCGAUUCUGAUUGAUAUGGGAACUAUGGACAAAUAUUUGAUUGGUGGUGAAUUGUUGCCUGAGCCAUUCUUAGAAAUAGCAAAGAAAAGAGGCCUGGAUUUGAAUUAUAGAAUGCAGGAUGGUUAUUACCAUGCGUAUGGACUUGUGAGCACUUUCAUGGGAGAACACUUGGAGCAUCAUGCAAACCUACUGAGUUCAAUAUAAUCAUGAGCAUCUGCUAGUCUGAAAACUAUAUUAAUGUACAUUUGUUGCAUAUCUGAUUCAUUUUGAUUAUUUCAUGCUGUCAUACAAAUCAGUUAAU
Symsagittifera roscoffensis is the source of this 986-nucleotide messenger RNA. RefSeq names its product S-formylglutathione hydrolase-like. Lineage: Eukaryota; Metazoa; Xenacoelomorpha; Acoela; Convolutidae. Gene Ontology annotation, cellular component: cytosol. Gene Ontology annotation, biological process: formaldehyde catabolic process. Gene Ontology annotation, molecular function: S-formylglutathione hydrolase activity. The coding region runs from base 17 to 889 and encodes 290 amino acids. The record is from RefSeq and is a predicted model, not a curated record. The transcript is spliced from 5 exons.